Messenger RNA from Pogonomyrmex barbatus (red harvester ant), 2688 nucleotides. RefSeq names its product lysolipid transporter protein spinster (gene spin). Lineage: Eukaryota; Metazoa; Arthropoda; Insecta; Hymenoptera; Formicidae. Gene Ontology annotation, molecular function: transmembrane transporter activity. Gene Ontology annotation, biological process: transmembrane transport. The record is from RefSeq and is a predicted model, not a curated record. Gene Ontology annotation, cellular component: membrane.
GUGCUUGCCACGCCGAGAGUCAACUAGCGGAGAUCAAGUUCAAUCGAUCUCGCGUUUGAUCCACGCUGUUUAUAUCUGGCAAACUCGUGCGAUGUAGCAUAAUAAUACACCGUGUGCCGAGAUUCGCUAUGACGGCAUCCGCAGAUGUCUGACGCAUUUCACGUUUUUUUAUGCGCGAGAACGGAAUAUUUGGCGCGCGCCUGAUGUAUUAUACGUACUCACGUAUGUAUAUGCACACGUACGUGUACACACGCGUGUGUUCUUGAUUGCUUCACGAUCCCACUUUUACUCACUUUGGAGUUCAAUCAGAGAUGGUGUGAUGCGCGUAGCGUGACACUCGAAGAUGUUCGUAAACAGUUUUUUGUCAUCGCGCGGCGAGCGUGACACGAUUGACAACGGGAGUGCCGAGAAACUUUUCGCGCCAUGGUAGACAAUCGUGCGCCCGUCAAUACGGAGAAUGAAUAUCGUGCGGUAAAUGUGGAUCAGGACGACUUGGAGGAGACGCGCGUGAAAGCCACGAUGCCUUCGGAGUUGAGGUCGAUCAGCGCGUCCGACUGGAUCACAGUCGCGAUCCUCUGCUUCGUGAAUCUCAUAAAUUAUAUGGAUCGUUUUACGAUCGCCGGUAUACUGUCAGAUAUUCAGCACGACUUUGAUAUUGGUAAUGAUAAGUCUGGAUUACUGCAGACAGCGUUCAUCCUGAGUUACAUGGUGUUUGCACCAUUAUUUGGAUAUUUAGGAGAUCGUUACAAUAGAAAAUUUAUUAUGAGUGGCGGUGUAUUUCUGUGGUGCCUAACAACAUUUAUUGGUUCUUAUAUGAAAACAUUUGGAUGGUUCUUAUUCUUUAGGGCACUUGUUGGUAUAGGAGAAGCUAGUUAUUCUACAAUUGCGCCAACAAUUAUCAGUGAUUUAUUUGUAAAGGAUAUACGUUCUAAGAUGCUUGCCUUAUUUUACUUUGCAAUUCCAGUUGGAAGUGGUUUAGGAUAUAUUACUGGUGGUGAAACAGCUCGUGUCACUGGUCACUGGUCAUGGGGAUUACGUAUUACACCUAUAUUAGGUAUUGUAGCAAUUAUUCUGCUACUUACUGUAGUAAGAGAUCCCAUUAGAGGCGAACGAGAAGGAGGUGCUCAUUUGAUUAGUACGACAUGGACAUAUGAUAUCAAGGAAUUAUCAAAAAAUCCGAGUUUUAUGCUAUCUACUGCAGGAUUUACUUGCGUGGCAUUUGUCACUGGUGCUCUGGCUUGGUGGGCACCAACAUACUUACAAUUAGGUUUCCAAUUACUUCCUAAUGGAGCAAACGUUGACCCAGAUGAUGUUGCAUAUAAAUUUGGAUUAAUUGGUAUGGCAUCUGGUCUAAUAGGUGUACCUUUAGGCUCUGCUAUAGCACAAAAAUUACGAGUUUAUUGGCAACAAGCUGAUCCUCUAAUAUGCGCUAUAGGUCUUUUAAUAAGCGCUCCUUUAUUGUUUUUUGCUAUGAUUACUGCCAAUACAAAUCCUGCUCUCUGUUAUACAUUAAUAUUCUUUGGUCAAUUAUCAUUAAAUUUGAAUUGGGCUAUUGUGGCAGAUAUGUUACUGUAUGUAGUAAUACCAACAAGAAGAUCUACAGCAGAAGCAUUCCAAAUACUUAUUGCACAUGCUCUUGGAGAUGCAGGCAGCCCUUAUCUUAUUGGACUUAUAUCAGAAGGAUUAAAGUUCAUGUUCUUGUCAGAUUUAACUAUAGGAGCACAAUCUAAUGUUCAUGACAUUCAACAUAUAACUAUUGAGUUUCGUAGUCUGCAAUAUGCAAUGUUCCUUACCAUGUUCGUAGAAGUAAUUGGUGCACUGUUCUUCUUCUUGACAGCAUUGCAUAUACAGAAAGAUAAGGCAUUGGUUGACCUUGCUAUCGCGGGUGGAAGUCUUUCAGAUUCGGUAUGUAUUUGCAACGAUGCAGUUAACAGCGAAUUACAAAAUGAUACAAAUACGAUACUAGAAUUUAAUAGGCAUCAAGUGGAACCGUCACUCUAAAUUUUUGUAGACUUAAUAUUUUAAAUAAGCUAUUGUUAUAAAUGUAUAGUACCGUUCUAUCGAAUGUAGAUAUUCCUUUGAUUUUAUAAUACAAAAUUUGUUGUAAUUUGUCAUAUAUAAGAAUUUGAAUAUAUUGUAUACAAAAUGUAUUUGCAAGAAAGUUUGCAUAUAUUUAUAAUGAAGAUUACUCUCUCAGAAAGAUAGAAGCAAGUUACCUCUAUUAAUAAUGUAUAAAACAAUAGAUUUAUAAACAUCUUAUAGAUGAAGAUGUAUAUGUAAAUUGUGUAAUAUUUUUAAAUGUUAUAUUUUUAUAAGAGCUCAUAUUAAUAUAAAUUCAUGUAACGUAUUAUGGAAUCAUCACAUAAUAAGCACAAACUAUAUGAAUAAUAUAUGGUAAAGUUGUAUUAGUAAAUAAUUCGCAUAUAAACUACAUAAAUAUUUUAGUUAAAUAUAAAUACUUGGUAAAGUUAUAAAUAUCACAUUCGUACUAUUUCGAUAGUAAAUUGUAAAAAUACUAACAAUUGUAGGACUUCCUAGAAGACAUUUUCAAAAGUUACGACAUGUAUCUGAUUUUUUUUAUAUAUAAAAUGUAAUAUUAGUAUAGUAUAUUAUAGUAUUCAUUACUAUUAAGUCAUUGAAUAAAUAACAGAUACUUAUAGAUAAAGACAUUUCACUUAUAAGUAUGAA